This is a messenger RNA of Paramormyrops kingsleyae, 2014 nucleotides long. NCBI's taxonomy places the organism in Eukaryota, Metazoa, Chordata, Actinopteri, Osteoglossiformes, Mormyridae. The record is from RefSeq and is a predicted model, not a curated record.
AAACGAAACUGAAUCCUGUCAGUGUUUGUGGUAAAAUGGCAGAAGCCAGUGCUGCAAUGGAUGAGAACCAGUUCAGCUGUCCAAUCUGUCUCGACCUACUGAAGGAUCCAGUGGGUAUUAACUGUGGACACAGUUACUGUAUGAACUGCAUUAAGAGCUGCUGGGAUCGGGAGGAUCAUGCUGGAGUUUACAGCUGCCCCCAGUGCAGACAGACCUUCACACCCAGACCUGUUGUGGGCAGAAACACCAUACUGGCUGAAAUGGUGGAGAAACUAAAGGAGACUAGACUACAAGCAGCUCCUCCUGCUGACCAUUAUGCUGGACCUGGAGAUGUGGAGUGUGACGUCUGUACUAGGAGAAAACACAAAGCUGUCAAGUCCUGCCUGGUGUGUCUGGAUUCUUACUGUGAAACUGACCUGCAACUUCACAAUAAACUCCAUCACACAAAACAACACAAGCUCAUUGAUGCUACCAGCCAUCUGAAGGACAAGGUCUGUUCCCACCAUGACAAACCCCUGGAGGUCUACUGCCAUACCGACCAGCAGUAUAUCUGUCUGCUGUGUGUGAUGGAUGAACACAGAGGCCAUGAUACAGUCUCAGCUGCUGCAGGAAGGGCGGAGAAACAGAGCUCAGCACAGUCAGCAGUGGAGGACAACAAGAGGAUCUUCACUGAGAUGAUCCGCUCCAUUGAGAAGAGGUACUCUGAAGUGACAAAGCUGAUCAGAGAUCAGGAAAAGGAUACAAUGAGUGAGGCUGAAGGAGACAUGGAGAGACUGAAGCAGGAGAUUGAUGAACUAAGGAGGAGACACUCUGAGCUGGAGCAGCAUUCACACACAGAGGAUCACAUCCAUUUCCUCCAGAGGUACCACGGUCCUCCUGUCACCCCUGAAGCUGGAUUUGGACCCAGAAUCACCGUCAGUACACGCUGCUCUUUCGAGAAUAUGAGGAAGGUGGUUUCUGGACUGAAGGAUCAAAUGGAGAAUGUUUGCAGAAAUAUAAUGACAGAGAUCACUCAUGCAGUUAUCAAAGACGGCGUCUUACCAAUAUUAGUGCCCAGGACCAGAGCAGAAUUCUUACAAUAUUCCUGUCAGCUCACUCUGGACCCCAACACAGCAAACAAAUACCUCCAUCUGUCUGAGGAUAACAGAGUGGUGAGAUGGAAGAGAGAGACACAGUCAUAUCCUAAUCACCAGGAGAGGUUUGACCCACGCUGCUAUGUGCUGUGUACAGAGGGUCUGACUGGGCGCCGCUACUGGGAGGUUGAGUGGAGCGGGAAUGAGGUUGGUAUAGCCGUCACAUAUAAAGGAAUCAGCAGGAAAGGACUGGGAGUGCACAGUGGGUUUGGACACAAUGACAAGUCCUGGUGUUUGUCCUGCUACCCCUUCUGUUACUCAUUCCGGCAUAACAAUAAGAAGACUGCGAUAGCUGGCCCCCACUCCCCCAGGAUAGGAGUGUACCUGGAUCACAGGGCAGGAACUCUGUCCUUCUACAGAGUCUCUGACACAAUGACCCUCCUGCACAGGGUCCAGGCCACGUUCACUGAGCCCCUCUAUCCUGGGUUUCAGCUUUGGAGCAGUACAGCCAGACUGUGCUAAAUAACCUAACAUCUCUUUAAAUCUGGUGUAUUUAAUAUUUUGUGUGAAAUAUGUAAAUAAUGGAUAUUAAAAUAAAUGUAAUUAAAACCACAGUUUUACAGAUUUCUUGUAAAUUGUGCCUUUUGGCCAUUUAUACGUGGAAAUAAAAUAACCAAUACUUUUCUAAAUUUUUAUGCAAAAUUUUUGUGCAGUGACCUUGAAGCUUGAUCUGUAUAUGUGUCUGUGUGUAGUCCUUUUAAUAACAGUAACAGGUUUAGUUAGCAUAUCGUUCAAAAUGAUUCCUUCUGUCCAAUGAAAAUGAUUAUUUUUGUCAAAUAAUUUUUAUGCAGUCAUUUAUACUUUUUAUGGAUAUUAUAAUCUGUAUAAGUUCAUCAGUUGUCACGAUUUUGUCAUGUAAAAUAUCUGUAUGAAUAAUUAAA